UAAAUUUGCCAGCACCAUAGUGCACACAUCCUAUUGUAGCCUCCUUUACACACAAGACUAACAGGCUCAGCAUCACAUGACGAGUCCUCGAUAAACUGACUGACCAACAAGCAGCAGUUUCUAUUCUGUAGCUAACAUUCAUCAGGACCAUGGAGGAGAUUGAGAAAGAUGGAGAUUAUGAGAGUAUCUAUAUGAAUAUAGAUGAUAUUGAAAAAAAAGAUGAGAGUGACAGCAUCUAUCUGAACAUUGCAGCAGAGAAAACAGGUUCUGAGGCUGUUUCUGAGGGGAGGCAGGUGCGCUCUGGUAGGCCAGCUGCAGUGUGUCUGGCGCUGCUGUGUGUUCUCCUGCUGGCUGUAAUCACAGGCCUGAGUAUAAAACAUUAUGCAGAGAGAGAGCAGUUACGGAACAGGUACAACAACGUGACUAUGGAGAGAGACCAGUUACAGAGCAGCUUUAUCAACAUAACUAAGGGGAAAGACCAGUUAUGGAGCUCUAAUAAUGACAUAACUAAACAGAGAGACCAGUUACAGAACAGAUAUGUCAGCAUAAGAAAGGAGAGAGACCAGUUAUUGGAUGCUAACAACAGGCUGGCUAUAGAGAGAAACAAGCUACAGACCAGCUAUGAAGUCCUGUCCAAGGAAAGAGAAGAACUUCAGAGGCAGCUCACAGAGAAGGCUUGUCCAUCUGGAUGGACAAAGUUCAUGUCCAGCUGUUACUACGUUUCCUCCCAUGGGCAAACCUGGGAUCAAAGCAGGCAGGACUGCAGAAUGAAAGGAGCAGACCUGGUGAUCAUCAACAGCAGAGAGGAACAGGUAUUUGUCUCUGGACUUGGAAAGAUUUUGUGGAUUGGUCUGACUGAUCAGGCCACUGAGGGGCACUGGAAAUGGGUGGAUGACACAUCAUUAGGAACUGGGUACUGGUUGCCUGGUGAGCCGAAUAACGCAGGGUAUGUCUCUCAAGAGGAUUGUGCUGAGGUUGUUCCUCAUGUUGGCUCCAGUGACACACUAUCCAGCUGGAACGAUGUUUCAUGCAGCAAUGUCCUUUCUUGGAUAUGUGAAAAGAAGAUGCGUUGCACAGCUGAAUAA
Molecule: messenger RNA, 1085 nt
Organism: Colossoma macropomum (tambaqui)
Lineage: Eukaryota; Metazoa; Chordata; Actinopteri; Characiformes; Serrasalmidae
Product: CD209 antigen-like protein C
Exons: 5
Coding region: 150-1085 (311 amino acids)
Source: RefSeq, a predicted model, not a curated record